This is a messenger RNA of Anopheles darlingi, 2249 nucleotides long. It is a transcript of the gene Cdc45, whose product is annotated as cell division control protein 45 homolog. The transcript is spliced from 2 exons. Lineage: Eukaryota; Metazoa; Arthropoda; Insecta; Diptera; Culicidae. Gene Ontology annotation, biological process: double-strand break repair via break-induced replication; DNA replication initiation; mitotic DNA replication preinitiation complex assembly. Gene Ontology annotation, cellular component: DNA replication preinitiation complex. The record is from RefSeq and is a predicted model, not a curated record. Bases 208 to 1905 code for a protein of 565 amino acids. Gene Ontology annotation, molecular function: single-stranded DNA binding; DNA replication origin binding; chromatin binding.
AUGUUGUUUAUCCCGCGAGUCUUGAACGGAUUUGGACUCGCACGAAUGAUCUUCUGCGUGUAAAAUCAUUGUAAAAAUCGUUGUACGCGCGUAUCGAAUGAGCUGCAGGACCAUCUCACCGAUCAAAACGCUACAAAUUCGGGUCAUUAUGUCUGUGGUGUGUUAAGCGGUGCGCCCUGCUGCAUCUGGUGUUUUAAGGCUGCCAUCAUGUUCAUCGCCGAUCUGCGCAAAGAGUUCUACCAGGAGCUGAUCGGCAAGCGCCUGCUGGUGCUGGUGAACUACGAUAUCGAUGCGAUCUGCGCGAGCAAAAUUCUGCAGUCCCUGUUUCGCUGCGACAAUGUGCUCUACUCGCUGGUACCGAUUAUGGGCCUGGCGGGGUUAAGGCGAGCCUACAACGAGCACAAGGAGGACGUGCGCUAUGUGCUGCUGGUCAACUGUGGCGGUUGCAUCGACAUUGUAGAUGUGCUGCAGCCCGAGCAGGAUGUCGUCUUCUUCAUCUGUGACUCUCACCGGCCGUACGAUGUGUGUAAUGUUUACAGCGAUGGCCAGGUUCAGAUACUUGGUGAGAUGAACACGAAUGAAAACAUCCCGGCGUUCGAAGACAUUUUUCAGGAUUCGGACGAGGAGAGUGACGAUGAGGACGGUGGUUACGAAGGUGGUGGCGGUGAUGAGGACAGUGAUAACGAAUCUGGAGGAGCUAACCAGCGAGUGAAUCGUAUUGAGAAGCGCCUGCUGCGUCGCCGAGAACGCAAAGCAUGGCAGGAGCGUCGCAAUACGCUAAUGUUCGAAUACGCACAGUACGCCUACUACGCUCAAAGUUCGGCUCUCACAGUGUUCGAGCUAGCCUGGCACAUGUCGAAGGACUCGAUCGAUCUGCUCUGGUGGGCGAUCGUCGGUGUAACCGAGCAGAAGCUGCUCGGCAAGCUCGAAAGUUCCUCCUACACGCUGCUCAUGCAACGCAUUCAGUCACACGUAUCGCGCCUUACGAACAAAGCAAGCGACCAAGCGAUCCAGACGUCGGUGAAAAUCGUUUUCGAAAGCGAUCUGCAACUAGCUUUGUUCCGUCACUGGAGCGUGCUGGAUUCGUUUCGUUACUCCUACUAUCCCGCCUGCCGUCUGAAGCUGUGGACCUACAAGGGGGAGAAAGUGAUGCAUGAGAUGCUCGUCGAUAUGGGACUACCGCUGGUGCAGGCCAAACAAACGUUCAGCGCGAUGGAUCUGGUGUUAAGGAAAGAGUUCUACGAGAAGAUGGAAAAGUUUGCCGAAAAAUACAAUAUGCCAGAGGUGACGUACGCGUCGUUCGUGCUGAAUUACGGAUACCGGAAUCGCUACUCCGCUGCCGACUAUGUCUACGCCUUGCUCGCUAUCCUCGAAUCGGUGGGUAAGAAUCGGCUUCCCGAGGCGUGCUUUCUCGAAUCGAUGGAUGCGCUGUCACGAGCCGAAAAACCAGUGCUGGACGAAGGUAUCGAGCGAUGCAAAACGCUGCUGGUGACCAUCUUUAAGCAGGUGCAGAGCAGCCUCGAAUUACACCAGAUUCGGUCCGGCGGCGGGUUCCUCUAUCUGGUGCUGCAGGAAGAGGUGCCGUUCUUUAGCUGUCCCUACGGGUUGCUCAUGCUGGCGCGCUUCCUAUUGCGGGCUCACGUGGCCGUCUCGCGUAAUGUACGAGCCAAAGAGCUGCCCCUGAUUGUCAUCGCACCAAUCAGUCUGCAGCGAGGUGUUUCGUUGCUUGCCGGUGUACCGCCGGUCGUCGAGGACAGUCGGCACUUUUUUGCCAAAGCAUUCGAGGAUGCCAGCAACCGGAGUGGGGCCGUGAUAUCGCAGGACUUUUUUGAAACAGCCGUCAUUCAGAUUCAACACGCGGAUUGUGCGAAAUUUUUCGAUGCACUCAACGUGAUUUUAAGCUGAUCGUCUCUAUCUGUCUGUAUGUGUGUGUGUAUGUGUGCAAAGUUCUUUGCUGGGCUCCCGUUCCACCGUCACGUAUUUAAUGUUCGGGACCGUCGCUAGUCGCAUCGUGCGAAAUCGUUCAAGUUUCAAGGCGAGUCGUUAUCGGAAGGUUUGAGAUACCCUGAUACCCUGAGAUGGUUCCAGAUACCGGAAUGAAGGAGAACUCAAUUUUACACAUUUCGACCUCUACUUUCCAACUCUGAAAAAGAAUACAUUCUCUCCUCAUGGUUACUCAGCUUACUCAUCGUCGUCCGCAAUAGACAUGCAGUUGCAGAUCUUGCGGCACCAGCAAAAGGUACAAUGAA